This is a messenger RNA of Saprolegnia diclina VS20, 729 nucleotides long. RefSeq lists its product as hypothetical. The coding region runs from base 30 to 695 and encodes 221 amino acids. The record is from RefSeq and is a predicted model, not a curated record. Lineage: Eukaryota; Oomycota; Saprolegniomycetes; Saprolegniales; Saprolegniaceae. The transcript has a single exon. Gene Ontology annotation, molecular function: heme binding; oxygen binding.
CGCUUAGAUUUGCCCUUGCAUUUGGUCGAAUGGGCGCCAAGGCAAGUCGUCUCGAAGGCGCGAGGUCCGGCGAAGCGGGAACGUAUGACAGCAAGUACCCCGCGGUGGCGUUCACGGCGCACGGGCUCGCGACACCGAACGAAGUGCACCACUACCUCCCGGCCAACUUGCCCGUGUUUCCAGUCCUAAACGCAACGUACUUGGUCGACUGCACCAAGUCGUGGAAGGACAUUUGCAUGGCCAACACGGACCGCAUGAAGGAGUACGACAAGCAGGGCAUUCUGCUCUUCCAAGACGAGUUCUUCCACCGCCUCUUUCAGCGCGACGCGAGCAUGGAAGCCGUGUUCCCGUCCGUCAAGAAACGCGCCGAGGUGCUUAUCGCGGCAAUGACGUUCAUGCUCCAGGGCACAACUGAGAGCACGGAGCGCAUGAUCAACCGGUGCCGCCACCUCGGCCACGCGCACCGCGUGUUCCCAAAGGUGCGGCCGCACCACUUUGCCGUGUACGUGAGCACGUGCAUCGAAGUCAUCAUGUACUGGCUCGGGAACGAGAGCACGCCCAACAUUGGCGAGGCAUGGAGCAACCUCAUUGGCUUCUACCUCAAGCACAUUCUUCAAGCGUACCUCUAUGACAUCGUCGACGAGACCGAGUUUGCCCAAAACAUUAGCCAUCGGCCAACGCCAGGAACCCAGUAAUACCUCGUGUUAAUCACGAUUCAUCUGUGUACGA